UGCGCGCUCACAUGUAUCCAUGCACGGAUGCGCGCGCUUCCUUUUGCAGGCUCAUGGAAGCGCGCGCGGCUCCUGCGGUGGUCCGCCGCCCGGGUCCAUGGCCGCCGCCGGCGCCCGACUCGCCUCAGCGGCACCAGCCGCCUCCGCGGGCGGCCUUGCUGGGCGGCUGCGCCGCUUCUGCGGCGCGCACGUGGGCAUUGGCAGGAGGAGGCCGGCGCCGCGGUGCGCCCCCGCCCCUGCGGCCUGUCCGCCUGGGCCGCCCUCGCCGUCCUCCGGCAGCGGGGCAGGGCUGUGCGGCUGGCGUCCGCGGCGGCGCUGGGGCUCCUCGGCCGAGGAUGCGGAGCCGUGGGCCAGCAGCCCCGAGGCGGCGGCGCGCGUCGCGCUGUUCCGGCGGUCUCUCAGGUCGCCGGAGGACAUCUUUAUUCGCGGCUCCAGGGCGCGCAAGAUGUACGGCCUCACGCGGGAAGACAUGCAAAUUAUCCGCGAGCUGUCUAUCUGGAAGGAGAACCCAUACGAGAAGAGUGGCCCGCCCUUCAGACAGUACCCUAUGAAAAGCGUGGUGGAGCUUGCGCUAAGGAUUCAUGGAGAGGCGGCCCUCGUCCGUCACUACUACAACCGGUACCUCUUGGUCCAUGUCAUGGACUCGGAGGUGUCGGGCAGCUUGUACCACGGCAGCUGCAAGGACGGACCUGGCUCUGAGGCCGAGGAAGCCCCGGCCCAGGUGGCCGAGAAGGACCCUGCCGCGGGCUUGCGGCCAUCCACAGGCGAGCAGCCGCCUGGCACUGGCCCGCAGUAUUGGUACAAGCGGUACUGGUACAAUGCACCUUCGUCCACCAGCAUCGAGGGGAGGCAGUCCAUCGUGCAGGGGCUGAAGACGAACUCCAGCAUCUGCCUCAUCAAGGGCGCGGUCUGGUUCAGCACAGGGUCCCACGCCCUGUUCGCGGACUGGAUGCACAGCAUCGCGGACGUGGCGAACUACUCGUACCGGCUUAUUGAGCUGAACCGGUCCAGCAGGCAGAGUGAUCUUUUUCACCCGUACGGCUACGCGCCGCUGCGGUACAUUACGGCGGACCGCUCCUUCGUGUUCCUCGGCUUCGUCGGGGGCCUCUGGCCACUCGGCCUGGGCCUGGCAGAGCUGCUGCAGGCCUCGCGCGGCGGCGCCAGCUUCCCGCUCGGGGACGCGCUGGUCGCGCCCGCGGUCGUGUUCUGCGCCUCGGCGCUCUUCGAGGGAGCCGCCGUGAGAGCAGCGUACCGGGAGAUCUUGUCGCAGGCCGACCUGGAGAAGGUCGGCGUCGGCAGGGGGAACCUCGACCGCGUGCUCCAGUACCUGCGUGAGGCGCGUCGUACCUCUUGCAGAGCGGGGCGCCCGACGUCGUGGCCUCGAUCCUCAUGGCGGCUAUGGUGACUGGGCUCAGCCGCUUCCUGAUGCUCCGGUCCGGGCAGGCGCUGCUCGGUUGCACGCUGCCCAGCUGGCGCGUGAAGGCGCUUGUCCAGCGCCUCGAGUCGCAUCCGGCUGUCGUCACCGUCUACGACGUCAAGACUGACGUGGUCGGCACCGACACGGUGAGGUUCAAGGC
Prorocentrum cordatum is the source of this 1577-nucleotide messenger RNA. NCBI's taxonomy places the organism in Eukaryota, Dinophyceae, Prorocentrales, Prorocentraceae. The record is from the annotation of a GenBank genome assembly.